GACAAUUAGACAGUCUCAUGGAAAAGUUGUUUUUUGCAACACCUUGCCUUAUGCUCUGCACUCAUCCUCCUCCUGCUGCUACUAAAACUUUUGCACUCGCUGACUAUUGCUCGUCAACCAUGAAGAUGAUUGUCAUAAGCCGAUUAAUUGCAGCCAACAGCACAGGAUAAUGUCAAAUCAGACAUAUUCAUAUAGCACAUAAAAAACAACACGGUUGAGCCAAAAUGCUUAGCAAACAUGGUGAAAGAAAGACAACACAAGUAUGGAUAAAAAGACAGUCAAAUCAGUGCAAGAGAAAAAUGAAAAUAAAAAGAUAAAAAGCUGCCCAGAGAAGCCUAAAUGAAUACAAAACCAAUGUUAGAUUAUUGUGAUGUGGGGUAAUCUAUAUUUUUUUAUUUAAUUUAUUUUUAAUUAGUGAGUGGGAUACUCAUAUUAAGGUGCUUGAAUUAAGAGAGUUGCAUGUCCUCUUUGUACCUGAAACAUGUGGGAACAUGAAAGGAUUGGACUGUCCAGUGCCUAAUCAAUUAAUUGUGUCACAUGAAGCCAAAUCUGUAAGAAAUUCUGAAGACAAAAAAGUGUGACAAAACAAGCAGACGUUUAAAAUGCAGAGUGUGGGGAAGAGACUCGCUGACUGGUAAGUCAUAAGACUCUGUGAACCUUCAGUACUAACAGAGAGGGCUGAAUCAAUUAGUCAGACUCAGUGCUCCUGCUCUCUCCAACAGCUGUGAUGCUGAUUAUCCCCAAACACCGAUCACAUAUUUGGCAUAUCAGCAUGAUUAUUAGGUACAGAAGGUCAGAGUUCGAUUCCAGGUCAUCCCAGUGUGGGCCCUUAUAGGCAAGGACCUUAAUGCUAUACCUAGGCCUUGGUCUCGGUAAUGUAAGUUGCUUUGGACAAAACCUUUAGCAAAAUGAUAAUGUAAUGGUCUGAAAUUCAAAUAAUCAUUCAAAUGAGUGAUGAUGGUGAAUAAAUGUUACAUUACACAAAGUGUAUGAGGAAUGCAAUGUUGCCACAUCACCCUAACAGGCCAAAACAAUGGAUUCAAAUUUGGAAUUCAGAUUGUGCUGAUAUCCUGUGACUGUAAUUUGCCGUUAAGCUGGUGUGGACAUUGCAAGCGCAUGAAUAACCCGACAGAGCAGCUGAAGCAGUUAAGUCAUAAGAUCCUUCGAUUCACCACUUCCAUGAAAAUGGCUCCUGUGUGACUGAAUUGUUUGCAACAUGCAACAUGGUCUUUGCCCAAGACUAAAACAAUUUCUAACGUGUAGGCCAUGAUAUUAAUCCCAGGUGUCUGUCCAUUUCUUUCUCCUCUGCUGUUUCAGCAGCUUCCAGUUUUCAGUGUAUUAUUCAAAGUGGGAAUAUUAGUGGGGGAUGCUCAGAAUCACAGGGGCUGUGGUGGAGCACAGAUCAGUCAUGGCAAAAGAAAAUACCUCUGCGCCGGCUUUCGUUACGCAUGGCAUGAUUUCGGUGGAUUUGGUCCUUUGUUGUGAGGUUAACACCGUGUUGUUUUCCACAGACCAGCAUGGGACAGAACCAGGACAAACUGGAAGGGGGAGAGCAGGCCCCUGGCGACGGAUCGGAGGAGGCGGUGCUGUGCCCUGACCCUGUAGGUGCGGGGAGUAAUUCUGGUGAUGUCAUGGAGGAAGGACGCUCCAGUGAGGAGGAGGCCGGUAAUACCGGAGGAAAUUUAGGGGAACCAGACACACAUGAUCUGGUUGAGAGCCCCGGCCAGGAGCCAACAACACCUUCUAGUGAGAAGCACAUAAAUUUGUGGGUGAGUCCUUUCGCUGCACAGGAGGUGAGACAGGGAGGGGCUGCAGGAAAGGAAGGAGGAGGAGGAGACAGAGGCAGGACCAUUCUAUUAGUUCCAAAGGAGACGAACGAGAACCAAAAGAGUGGUUCGAGGGUUGAGGAAAGAAUCACAGCAUACAAGCUGUUCAGUCAAUUCAAGAGAGAGGAAAGGAAAACUGAGCAGGAGCUUCGAACAUCCUCAAAAAUCAAGAUGGACAAUCCGGAUGAAGGAACCGGCCCACAUGAGGAGAUACAAGAUGAAAGCCUCUCAGCUGGAGUCCCACGUGAAAGGUAUGGCCUUGCUGUUACCUCUGAGGAUGCAAACUCUUUUGACAACACUGAAGAGGGUGCUGUUGUGAUGAAGAUGAGCGGGAGUGGAAAACAUGCAGGACGCAAGUUGCUGUCUGUUCAAGAUCAGAAUGAGACCAUGUUGGCUGAAGUUGAAGAGCCAAGUGCAGGAACAGUGGGCAGCUUGAGUAAGAGGAAGGAACCGCCUCCAGCUCAACCCCAACAUCCUUUGAAAAACAGUCUGCAAAAAGAGUCUCUAUUAGACAUGAGUGAUACCAUUCAUUGUAGACCUCCAAAUGCGAGAGCAGAGAAUAAUACAAAAGAGGAAACACUUGCGUGUGAGGUGAAGCAAGUACUGAAUGACUACUCUUCGAGGAAAUCAAAGGUCACUGGCAUUGAUGAUCAAAGGGAGUCAGUAAGCCCUAAUCUACAAAUGGACACAGUCGAAACCAACGCAAACGAAAAGAUAGACUCGGAUUCGGCAUCAAAUCCAGUCUCAGCCAUUCAGCCCAGCUCUAUUUUGGAGAGGCUACUGAAGAGAAACAGGAAGGAGCCAACCACAGCUGAUUCUAAAAUAAAAGAGGUUGAAUUUGACAGCAAAGACACCAUGGAUGUUCCUGUGGAGAGUACAACAGAGAUAUCCAGUGAUAGGAUUGAUCGGUCAGAAUGUGACCUAGGGGGGGUUGUGUCCGCCUCUGCAGAUUCAAAAAAGAAACCACCUAAAAGAAACCUUGCAACAAAGGAACACCACAUUAAAGACUUCUGUGAGAGCACACGGCUAAAUCCAGAUUAUCCCAAGAGUUCAGAGAUGAACAUCAAAUCAACAAAUGCUUCUUCAAAUGUGGGCGCCUCUAAAAACUUCACCUCAGACAACUUACAAUCAUCUGUUUCACAUGAAAGAAAGUCAUGUGAAGUAAGUGUGAUCACUGAGGACUCUACACCUUCCUCGGUGUCUGAUGCAAAGUCCCUUCCCACAAAAGGUAAUGGGCAUAUGGCAGAGUCAUGCCAGUCACCUACUGCUGAGAAGACGGACACCAGUGCUGUAAGACCACCUCCACAAAUGAAGAGCGACAGAGUGAGCAAAACUGAUUCACAGUUAUCUGGCUCUGAGAAGGAAGAUUCUCCAUUUGUGAGGAGAAAGAAGGUAAAGAACUCCACAGAGGGCACCGCUGCACCCGGUGCAGAUGGUCAUUCAGCUCUGGCUGCAGGUUUCGCAGGGGUCACGAACAGCAUCAGGCCGGAUCCCCAUGUGACUCUUAACACAGAAAAUAUAACAACGGACCAACCGGAAAAAAAACCCGCUAAUGAGAGAGGCGACGGUGUCUCAAUGAGAGAUAAGUCACAGAGCACUCCUAAAUCUCGGCCCGUCUCAGAACUCAUAAAGGAAACAAUUCAACUGCAUGAAAAGCUGCAACACCAGGACCGGCAAAAGCCAACAGAAGUCAAGUCCGAUGAGCAGGGCCAGUCCAUGAAGGUGGCACAGAUGAAGGCCGCUUUUGACCCGCCUCAGAAAUCCCCAGACAGGGCAAUCGAGAGGAAGCCGUCAGUGAGAAAAGAUAUGAAACGAGCUGUUGUACGGCAGAGCAAAUUCCGUCAUGUCUUUGGCCAGGCGUUGAGGAUUGACCAAUGCUACGAUGAUAUCCGGGUUUCAAGGGUCACAUGGGACAGCUCCUUCUGUGCAGUCAAUCCCAAAUUUGUUGCCAUAAUCAUCGAGGCCAGUGGUGGGGGGGCUUUCCUCAUUCUCCCUCUUCACAAGACGGGACGCAUUGACAAAUCCUACCCCACAGUGUGUGGUCACACGGGACCAGUGUUGGACGUGGACUGGUGCCCCCACAAUGAUCAUGUUAUCGCCAGCGGCUCCGAGGACUGCACAGUGAUGGUGUGGCAGAUUCCUGAGAAUGGCCUCGUCACUUCCAUGUCUGAGCCUGUGGUGGUACUGGAGGGCCACUCCAAGCGCGUUGGGAUCAUCACAUGGCAUCCAACAGCACGCAAUGUCCUCCUUAGUGCAGGCGGUGACAACCAGAUCGUCAUCUGGGACGUGGGCAAAGGUGAAGCCAUGAUCACCCUGGAGGACAUGCACCCGGAUGUCAUUUACAAUGUGUGCUGGAACCGCAACGGUAACCUGAUCUGCACCUCCUGCAAGGACAAGGCCGUCCGUGUCAUCGACCCCCGCAAGGAGACGAUUGUCGCUGAGAAGGACAAGGCACACGAUGGCGCUCGACCCAUGAGGGCCAUUUUCCUGGCUGAUGGCAACAUCCUCACCACAGGCUUCAGUCGCAUGAGUGAGAGACAGCUCGCCCUCUGGAACAUGGAAAACAUGGAGGAGCCCAUGGCUGUUAAUGAGAUGGACACCAGCAACGGAGUGCUCUUGCCGUUCUAUGACCCAGACAGCAACGUUGUUUACCUCUGUGGGAAGGGGGACAGCAGCAUCCGUUACUUUGAAAUCACAGAUGAGCAUCCAUAUGUUCACUUCCUCAGCACCUUUGUCACCAAGGAGCCCCAGAGGGGCAUGGGCUAUAUGCCCAAGAGGGGCCUUGAUGUCAACAAGUGUGAGAUUGCAAGGUUCUAUAAACUUCAUGAACGGAAGUGUGAGCCGAUCGUGAUGACUGUGCCUAGAAAGUCUGAUCUGUUCCAGGAUGACUUGUACCCAGACACAACCGGACCAGAACCUGCCCUGGAGGCUGAGGAGUGGUUUGAGGGAAAGAAUGGAGAGCCCAUACUCAUCUCCCUGAAGAACGGCUAUGUUCCAGGCAAGAACCGUGAAUUCAAGGUGGUCAAAAAGAACAUUUUGGACAGCAAGGUGACCAAGAACGCAGAGAACUCGUGCCCAGCCAACAAGUCUGCCUCCCCGACGCCAUCGAUUAAAUCCGAAGCCAAGCUGGAGGAGAUCUUGAAAGAAGUAAAAUCCCUCAAGGACCUGGUCAGCAGUCAGGAGAAGCGAAUCAUCAAACUUGAAGAGCAAAUGUCCAAAAUUGCCAUUUAAAGACCCUCUCCCAACCCGCUACAAUUCAGGAUGUUCCAUUGGCUGGGUGGUGGGUAGGACCGGUCACUGCCUAGUUCAACGACAGUGUUCAUCUGAGUUUUGCCCAGCAACGAUCCCUAGCAACAUUCCAGAUGAACUUCUUCUUAGCCAGCCCGACCCUCAGUUUAACACAGGUGGAAUAAGAAGGUGUGGCAAAUUUAACAGAAAAAUACUCUUGCUUUUUGGUGACAAAGGACUUCUUUUAUUCUGGGGCAGACAUAUUUUUUUUAUUUUGUUUUCUUAUAUAAAAAGGUAUUGCGUAAUUCUUUUUGUUUUAGAGUAAUGGCCAGGAAAAUUCCAAAGUUGGCAGUUCCCAUUGAUGAUUGUAUACCCAAAUAUUUUUUUUUUUAAGUAGGUAUCAGUGUUUCAUGUCACCAUAAUCCCAAAUUAUAAUGUUGCCAAACUUAAAUUUUGUUUACACCCCCUUAACAGUAUUUAUUUCUCUCUCUUUUUUGGGAAUAUUCAAAAUGCAAACAGGGAAGCCCAGUUUAGUAGACGGAUUAUACAAGGAGAAGAAUUUCACCAUUCACUUACUAUGAAAUUAAAUCGUUGGGAAAAGAAAGAUUGACCUCGCAAUACUCUGUUAUGAAAUAAAUUCGGAUUGAAUGCACAUUUAGCCGCCGCUGUCGACACCAACAACGAGAUGAAUCACCAUUGCUGUCUGAGCUGAAGCUGCACAAAUCCUUACCUGCUUCCUGCAGUUUCUUUUCAUUCCUCUCGCUUUUCAUCAGUGACUGUGGACACAAUAGUCCAUGUAAACAUGCAUUCCUUUCCAUCUUGCUUCUAUUAACAUGCACCAUGUGCUUAUUAGGGAAAAUUACCAAUACAUUCCACAAAUAUUUGAUUGGCACUUCUUGGUGUGGGGAAAAAUCCUCAUAACAUUCCUCUCCCUGUAAACACGCUCCUGGAGUGGCUCAGAUAAACUGGUCGUUUGUAUUUCAUGUGCUGCCCACGAACAGACCGACUCUGUGGACUUUCAACCUUUUUACAGAACGGCGUCUGGUCAGCCCUGCUUUGUUUUUGCGAGUGGGUCAGUCGGCAACCUCAGUGUUUAAUAUUCACUGGGUUGGGUCAACACACGUCUGGUCAAGUGUAGUGCGAUUAUUUUUUGUCACUGUUCUUUUGCAUUAAACACCAUCUCAGAUCUGUAUUUGGAAGGAAUUAAUGUGAAAUGACACAAAGUAAUCACACAUCGACAUGACUUUUUAAAACCAUCGGGUGAUUAAACUGGAGAUUGUUACAGAAUCUGUCCACGAUCGACCUUUAAGGCCAAGAUUGUGGGUGUGAAUAUAUGUGCCUCAUGUCUUUGGCCUUUCUGGCACCCGUCACUAUGGAUGUUCCUGCUUUGUUUCUUCUUGAGGGACAGGGAGUUCUUAAACAGACUCGCGGUAGAUCAUCCACGACUUGCCUCCAACCUGGAUGAACUGAAUAGUUCACUGUUAAUUUUACCCUGUUUCUUGUUCCAACUGUGCUUAUAUCCCUCUUAGCACUUCCACUCCUUAGUUUGUUUGUUUUUUAAAUGGUUAUUUCUCAGAACCCCCCCCCCCCCCCCCCCCCCCCCCCCAUUGAGUAUAGUUGAUACAAAAACGAUGAACCGCUGAAUUAUUCAAUCUGAGCUGUUUUGCUAUGAUAAAAGCUCUAUUUUCUUGAUGUUGUAGAUUUGCUUCCCAGGGGGAAGCUGAGACGGGUAAAGGUUCAGUCUGUUGUUUUGCCUUCAAUAAUUGUUACCACUGUAAAGACCUGAAAGUGCCAUAGAGGCGACCAUGGAAGUGUUUGUAGGGGACUGUCGUGUGAGUAGAUUUGUGUAGUGAAGGGGAGAGUUGGUUGGUGCCUGGAUUUAAAAAACACUUUGAGGUGCUAUACUGAGUACAAGAGCAGGACCCUGUUCCUUGAGCCACGUGGAUGACGCCAUGGAAUCCUGCCAGCGCUUCCCACAGUUCACCAGGCGUUGUGGCUUCAAGAUGUAAAGUGAGCAGCUAGUCUUAGAUUACCAGUGACAGGUAUUCUACAGAAAUGUGGACCUGACACAGAUCACACUGCCCUAUCUUGUGUAUCAGACUGCCACCGUAGAUUCUUCAGAGCACUGUCGGCACGAGAGCAUAGGUUUUGCGGAGUAGUAGUGAAUAGCGAUCCAAAGGGACACUGUAGGUUGGAGAAAUGUGCAGUUGAAAGAUAGAUGUAUGUUUGUAAUUGAGGUCUAGAAAAUGAGUGAAAGCUGUGUAAAUAACAUGACCAUAUUUUCUGUAAGUUCUUUUCCUCUUUUUUAUUUCCUUUUUUGUAUUGUGGUUGUGCUGAAGAGGGUAAUUUGUAAGGGAGGUGGGUUAUAAGUGUUUCCCCUUGUCUGUGUUCCCUGCACCUUGCCAUAACGCACCGUGAGACAACAGCACCUCUGUUCAUAUCGGAGGUCGAAUGAAUAUCGAGAGAGAAAAUCGGACAAACACGAACCAGGAUUAAGACUCAUGUCGAGGUCUGCUCAGCAUUUUUGUUCAUUAUUCUUGCUUCAAGUAUCAAACAUUGAUUAUAAGAAAAAUUAAUAAAGAAUUUUUAAAAUG
This is a messenger RNA of Scophthalmus maximus (turbot), 7648 nucleotides long. RefSeq names its product coronin-1C-A. The record is from RefSeq and is a predicted model, not a curated record. Bases 1518 to 5057 code for a protein of 1179 amino acids. Gene Ontology annotation, molecular function: actin filament binding. The transcript has 11 exons. NCBI's taxonomy places the organism in Eukaryota, Metazoa, Chordata, Actinopteri, Pleuronectiformes, Scophthalmidae. Gene Ontology annotation, biological process: actin filament organization; neural crest cell migration.